Vespula pensylvanica (western yellowjacket) is the source of this 1315-nucleotide messenger RNA. RefSeq lists its product as uncharacterized. Bases 165 to 1223 code for a protein of 352 amino acids. Gene Ontology annotation, cellular component: cytoplasm. NCBI's taxonomy places the organism in Eukaryota, Metazoa, Arthropoda, Insecta, Hymenoptera, Vespidae. The transcript is spliced from 3 exons. The record is from RefSeq and is a predicted model, not a curated record. Gene Ontology annotation, molecular function: ubiquitin protein ligase activity.
CUUCUUCGUCUUCUACUUCUUCUUCGUCUUGUUCUUUCUUCUUUUUCUUCUUACUUCUUCUACUACUCAUCUUGUCCCACUUUUCCUACGUGCUGGCAAUUCAAAUUUCAACGUGCAAAACGAAAUAUCGUCGAGCAAAGAAAUAAAAUUUCGUUUUUCAGAUCAUGGACGCCCUCUAUCCGAGUCUACACGAGAAAUUUAAAAUGGAAGGGGUCUGUCCGAUUUGCCUCUUGGAGAUGGAAUUAACACCAAGAUUUUCUUGCGUGAACGGUCAUACGAUUUGUUAUCGUUGCAAGCCACAUUUUUAUGGAUGUCCAACGUGUAAAUCAUCCCUCGACGUAGAGAUUUUACCUGAAAGAAGUGGUUCCGCACAUACUCCACCACCCCCCACUCAUUACUUUCCACACCCGAUACAACCAACUUCGCGUAAUUUUCCAAGUCCGAUUUAUCCAAGUGCACCGCCAAUGAACAGCAACGAAUUUUUAAAUCAGGAAAGAAGAAAUCCUUGGGGUAUGCCUAUACCUCCUGAGGAUCCUCAACUUUUGCCAUGUGCUUAUGCCUAUCUUGGAUGUUGGAUUAAAAUACCCCAACAUCUUCGAUUACUUCAUGAAUCCAGAUGCCAGUUUCGACCACACAUGGAAGAAAAUAAAUUACCAACGGAUCUUCGUCACGACCAGAGCGAUCUCGUCGAAUGCGUUCACAACGUCGUUGGUUGUAAAGUUAAGAUGCCAUUUUGGAGAAAGACCAUACACGAGAAUGUCUGCAAUUACAAGGAGAAAUUUUUAGCUAUGAACGACGUGAUCGAAAGCAUCGGUUGCGUUACGAUCGUCGAUGAUCCAGAGGAAUUGAUCGAUUGUAGAUAUAGAAAUAUUGGUUGUAUGGUAAGAAUGCCAAGGAGAAAAAAAUACACUCAUGAACAAAAAUGUAAUUAUCGAGUGGACGACGACGAUUAUCCUCGUCGCCAUAAUCGUCAAUGGGAGGAACCUGACAUAGAUUUCCAUGGAGGUUAUCCUGACAUAGAAUUCGAUCCAGAAGAGCAAGUUGAUUGUAAAUGGUACGAGUAUGGUUGUCGAGUGAGACCAAAACGUUAUCGUAAAUCGAUACACGAGGAAAAAUGUAAUUACAAAAUGGCAGAGUGUACGUACAAGCAUUAUGGUUGCAAUGCCGUAUUCGAACCUUCUAGAAAAUACGCUCACGAAAAUUCUUGCGGUUACAGGCCAUAAAUAGAGUACUUCUUUGAAUAGGAUUAAACGAAAGCGUGUUAAUACGCGAUAACGUAUAUGAAUUUAUCUUUGAAUAUAUAACUUAUAUAACA